Triticum aestivum (bread wheat) is the source of this 784-nucleotide messenger RNA. RefSeq lists its product as uncharacterized. The record is from RefSeq and is a predicted model, not a curated record. The transcript has 2 exons. The coding region runs from base 106 to 729 and encodes 207 amino acids. NCBI's taxonomy places the organism in Eukaryota, Viridiplantae, Streptophyta, Magnoliopsida, Poales, Poaceae.
CUCUUGAUCACCCCGACUCCGACUUGCCUGUCGUUUCGGAGGAGAUCUCGGCGGCCUCUCCGUCGGUGGGGGUGACCAACUCCUUCUCCUCCCUCGUGUUGCUCGAUGAUAACCUCAACUCCUACUCCUCCCCCGGACGUUACCACCUCGACGGAACCGGACACAAGACGCUUGCUUAAUGGAAGCUGCUUGACCACGCGCGGGGCUUACGCGGCGCUUGCCUCGCAGCUCACUGAUCCCUCUCUCUCACAGAUCUGGGACUCCAAGGUGCCCAAAAAAGUUAUGAUUUUUGGCUGGCUCUUCUACCUGGACAGAUUGAAUACUAGGGCGAACCUGCUCAAGAAGCACAUUUUACAGACUGCUGUGUGCCCGCGUUGCAAUAACCACGUGGAAGACCGGGAUCAUCUCUUCUUCACCUGCCCGGCGGCUCGACGGAUUUGGCGUGCCUUGGGCCUCAAGCCACGCUUCAACCCCACGGCCGACCUUUUCGUCACGGCUAUUCCGGCGGUGCUGCCCUCUUCAGUUCGCUCCUUCAUGCUCCUUCUCUUUCUUUGGAAAAUCUGGGAUGCCAGAAACAAAAAGGUGUUUCAAAACUUAGAAAUUGAUGUCAAAACCACUGUAAAAGCUAUUCUUGAGGACCUGAUUCUGUGGACUCACCGUCUAAAGACGGCAGCCCUAAAGGAACACGCCGGCCUGUGGCGUGAUUUCCUCUCCUCACGUAUCUUAUGAUCCCUGUAAACUCUCUUCUUUUGGAAUAUAUUCAGGUGAGGAGUCUUUCCUCCGG